Messenger RNA from Gossypium raimondii (Peruvian cotton), 744 nucleotides. RefSeq names its product putative disease resistance RPP13-like protein 1. The transcript is spliced from 4 exons. Gene Ontology annotation, biological process: defense response to other organism. The record is from RefSeq and is a predicted model, not a curated record. Lineage: Eukaryota; Viridiplantae; Streptophyta; Magnoliopsida; Malvales; Malvaceae. Bases 1 to 744 code for a protein of 247 amino acids. Gene Ontology annotation, molecular function: ADP binding.
AUGUCUGUCAUUGGAAAGGCUGCUGUGUUUCUAGAGCUCUUGGAGAGGCAAUGGGAGUCCAUAUUGCCCGAUAUCCAAGCAGUUUUGGACGAUGUAGAGGAGAAGCAGAUCAAUAACAAUGGAGUGAAAAAAUGGUUGGAGGAUCUCCAGGACUUGGCUUACGAUAUUGAUGACAUCUUGGACAAGUUUGCUUAUGAAGAGUUACGUCUCAAGCACCGAAAGACUCAAGCGCAAGCUAGCACUAGCAAGGUCAAAGAGAUCACUGCUAGACUGAAUAGUUUGACUACUCGAAUGAGUAGUUUGGGGUUGAGUGAGAUCUUAUCUCAAGCUCUAACCUCAAAGGGAAAGCAACCCAGGCUGCAACCAACUUCUGUAUUGGAUGGAGUUAUGGAGUAUGUUGGUAGACACAAGGAGAAGACAGAAAUGAUUGCGUUGCUCAAAGGUGAUAACUCCAAUGGAGUUUGGAAAAGAGGGACCAAUAUCAUUGUAACCACUCGUCUUCAAACUGUUUCAUCUAUUAUGGAUCCACUCAAAGCUUUUCAUUUGGAUCAACUAUCGAACGAAGAUUGUUUAUCCAUAUUUACACAACAUGCAUUAAAAGUAAGAAAUUUCGAUGGACAUCUCCGGUUUAAAGAAAUUGGAGAGAAAAUUGUUAGAAGGUGCAAAGGCUUACCUUUGGCUGCAAAAGCCAUUGGAAGCUUGCUACGCAUUGUUAAAUUACAUCGAGAAUGGAUAAACAAUUGA